AUGAAGCUGUUUGCCAUUCCUUUUCUGUGUGUGGUAUCGAUCGGUGUGCAAACGGUUGGUGCGAAGCUGUUGUACAAAAAUGUGGAAACGUUUGACUUUGGUAAUGAGCUGGAAAACAACAACGAUGAGCAGGGCAAGUCUCGAUCGAACCGUACCCAGGAACGCAUCAAUCUCACCGUGCCAGGCACCAAGUGGUGUGGACCAGGUAACACUGCAAGUGAUUAUGAGGAUCUUGGCUCGAACUCUGAAGUUGACAUGUGCUGCCGCGAUCACGAUCAUUGCGAUAAUAUCCCAGCCGGUGAAACCAAAUACGGACUAAAGAAUAACGAUUACUUUACGAGACUACACUGCAAAUGUGAUCGCGACUUCCAAAACUGUCUGCGCCGAGUGAACACGACCUUCUCCAACAAACUUGGUAACUUUUACUUCACGGUGCGAGAUCAGUGCUACAAAAAGCAACACCCAAUAGUGGAUUGUGCAGAGCAUACAAACAAAAUUUUCCUUCGCCGCUGUGUACGCUACGUGCUGGACACCUCUCGCAGUGACAUGUGGCAAUGGUUCGAUCUACCAUUCUACGAUGGCAACAUGCUGGACGGAUUUUAAAGAAAAGGGAUAAAAAGUAAACGGGAAGCAUC
Anopheles maculipalpis is the source of this 635-nucleotide messenger RNA. RefSeq names its product phospholipase A2-like. The coding region runs from base 1 to 603 and encodes 200 amino acids. Lineage: Eukaryota; Metazoa; Arthropoda; Insecta; Diptera; Culicidae. Gene Ontology annotation, biological process: phospholipid metabolic process; arachidonate secretion. The transcript has 4 exons. The record is from RefSeq and is a predicted model, not a curated record.